CGCGAUACACAGUUAACAACCGAACCAAACGUUGCGGUUAGUGAGCCCAUUUUACGAGAAAAAAAUCUGGGAGAAAAAGAAAAAAUUCAUUUCACCAACCUCUCAUCUCCCUCUUUACAUGCACCAAUAUAAUCUCCAUCUAUCUAUAUAUAACCAAAUCAAAGCCCACCCUUCGUCUUACAAAGCUCGGUAGGUUCACUGGCUUUUUUCCUUUGGGCUCGCCAAGUGUGUAUAACUAGAAAUAAUCUAAAAUCUCGUCACCUUUAUUCCCAUUUGAAAUUCCUCCCUCCCGUUUCUUUUUUGGCCGAAAAUGGAGGCUCUCUCCUUCAGCUCCCUCAUGGCCUCCCCGGCCAAUAAAGUCCGGUUAGUGGCGGCGAGGAAGGGAAGGAGCCUCCAGGUCCGUUGCCAGGGUGGUGGGAAUGUGAGCAAGUCGGUCGGGAUCUCGUCCUCCUCAAGCGGUGUUUUCACGGAAAGGGAGAGGCCGACCGAUCACACAAGAGCUGUGAUGGAAGCAGGGAGCCUGGUCUUGUCCCCAAAUGGGACAAGUGAGAACAUUACCACGAAGGAGCUGAUGCCUUAUGCAGGUGGGCAUGGCCACUCUCUGGUGGAAAUGGAUGAAGGGAUCGGGAUCGUCCGGUUCUUGAGGGGGAAGAGGUUCUUCAUUACUGGUGCAACGGGUUUCCUAGCAAAAGUUCUAGUUGAGAAGAUCCUGAGGACAGUCCCCGAUGUCGGAAAAAUAUUCCUCCUGAUCAAAGCAAAGGACAAGGAAGCUGCAAUGGGAAGAUUAACAAAUGAAAUCAUGAAUUCGGAACUCUUUAAGUGCCUCCGGCAGACUUACGGAGCAUCCUAUGAACCUUUCCUGCGGAGCAAGCUUGUUCCCGUGGUUGGAGAUGUCUGUGAAUCAAAUCUUGGACUGGAUGAAGAUUUGGCCGACUUUAUCGCCAAGGAAGUGGAUAUCAUUGUAAAUUCAGCAGCUAACACUACAUUUGAUGAAAGGUACGAUGUAGCUAUUGACAUAAACACAAGAGGAGCUCACAACAUCAUGAGCUUUGCAAAGAGGUGCAAGAAAGUGAAGCUCUUCCUGCAGGUUUCAACCGCUUAUGUAAAUGGACGUAGACAAGGGAAAAUAUUGGAAAAGCCAUUCGGCAUAGGUGACAGCAUAACGAGGGAAAGUUUCACAGCCAAGCAAUGCAAUGGUUCCUUCCCGAAAUUGGAUGUGGAAAGAGAAAUUAAUUUGGCUUUGAGUACAAAGGAAGGUUUAGAGGAUCAUGCUGCAGCUCAGAAGAUGAAAGAGUUGGGUUUGGACCGGGCUAAGAAGUUUGGUUGGCAAGAUACUUAUGUGUUCACAAAGGCGAUGGGAGAAAUGGUAAUCGAUGACAUGAGAGGGGAGAUACCAGUGGUCAUAAUAAGACCGAGUGUGAUCGAGAGUACUUGGAAGGAGCCGUUUCCUGGAUGGAUGGAAGGAAAUAGGAUGAUGGACCCCAUUGUCUUAUAUUAUGGAAAGGGGCAGCUCACAGGAUUUCUAGUAGACCCGAAUGGAGUGCUCGAUGUGGUCCCAGCAGACAUGGUAGUGAACGCAACCUUAGCGGCAAUAGCUAGGCACGGAAUGGCUGCAAAACCCGACAUUGCAGUGUACCAGGUUGCUUCAUCAGUCGUGAACCCUCUGGUCUUCCAGGAAUUGGCUCUAUUGCUGCAUGAGCAUUACUGUUCUUCCCCAUGCAUGGAUCCAAAGGGCAGGCCUAUCCCGGUCUCAUCAAUGAAGCUAUUUAGCUCUAUGGAAGAAUUCUCUGCCCACCUUUAUGGAGAUGCUUCUCGGAGAAGUGGCGCCUACUCAAAGGGGAAGUUGUCUCAAAGGCUUGAAGUUAUAUGCAGGAAGGCUGUGGAGCAAGCAAAGUAUCUGGCGAAUAUUUACGAGCCAUAUACAUUCUACCAGGGAAGGUUCGAUAACAGCAACACUCAAAGACUGAUGGAGAGCAUGUCUGAAGAAGAGAAGAGAAGCUUCAGGUUCGAUGUCCAGAGCAUUGAUUGGAAAGACUACAUCACUAACGUCCAUAUACCUGGCCUGAGGCGGCAUGUGAUGAAGGGCAGAAGGACUGCCGUGUAACUUUUAGUGAAACUACAUCUUCUCUUUUGGCGGUCUCACUCAAGUUUAAUCAAUGUAAUAAAAAUGAAUUUCGAUUAGAUUUAAGGAAUGCAGCUAUAAAAAUAGUUUCUUCUAACUCGCGUCAA
Punica granatum (pomegranate) is the source of this 2229-nucleotide messenger RNA. The record is from RefSeq and is a predicted model, not a curated record. NCBI's taxonomy places the organism in Eukaryota, Viridiplantae, Streptophyta, Magnoliopsida, Myrtales, Lythraceae.